UGGACUAGAGGUAUUGGUCGCCCUUGUCACGACUCACGAUCGAUAUGUCAAUGGUGGCUUAACAUUGCUUCACAAGUUUGUAUGUCUAUGGUGUAUAAAAAGUGCUAAAAAAAUGUCCAACAAAAAUUAAUGUGUGCAAGUAAAAAAGUUGUUUAAUUCAUGAACAUUUCAUAAGAUGGUUACAAUUAUGACGAAUUCCGCUGGUGAGCAAAUUGCAAUGGUUGUGGGCAAUCAAGGUUCACCAGGAGGAGGCGGGAAUAGUGCUGGAUCGGGGACAAAUGGAUCUGCGGGUAGUAUAGGUGUUGGUGUUAGUGUGUUAUCAGGAGCUUCUGAAGAAGAUGACGAUGGGUGUCCUUCAUCACCAGCUAGUGUUUAUGAUGAUGGUAGUGAUUUAAUGGCUGCGGCCAUGGGUGAUGAAGUUACCGCACAAUUAGCAGCUGCAGGGCCAGUUGGGGUCGCAGCGGCAGCUGCCAUUGUGUCAGCCAAAAAACGAAAACGUCUCCAUUCAUUUGAAACAAAUCCAUCGAUACGAAAACGUCAACAAAAUCGGCUUCUACGGAAAUUACGACAAACAAUUGAUGAGUUCGCAACACGAGUUGGACAACAAGCUGUGGUAUUAGUUGCGACACCAGGAAAACCAAAUACAAGUUACAAAGUAUUUGGUGCAAAACCACUCGAAGAUGUUGUCAAAAAUUUACGGUCAAUGAUCAUGGAAGAAUUGGAAAAUGCGUUAGCACAACAAGCUCCACCACCUGUCGCCGAAGAUCCGUCCUUGUUUGAGUUGCCACCAUUAAUUAUUGAUGGUAUUCCAACGCCCGUCGAGAAAAUGACACAAGCGCAAUUACGUGCGUUUAUACCUUUGAUGUUGAAAUAUUCGACAGGUCGUGGUAAACCAGGAUGGGGUCGAGAAUCCACACGACCUCUAUGGUGGCCAAAAGAAUUACCUUGGGCCAAUGUUCGAAUGGAUGCCAGAACUGAAGAUGAAAAACAAAAGAUAUCCUGGACACAUGCGCUACGGCAAAUCGUAAUUAAUUGCUAUAAGUAUCAUGGACGCGAAGAUCUGUUACCGGCAUUUAGUGAGGAAGAUGAACGCGCAAAUGCGGCUGCAACAGCAAAUGCAAAUAUGGGUGGAAAUACUUAUCCAGCUGUUUUACAAACAAUUACAAAUCCAGACGGAUCAAUAAGUAUCCUACAGGUUGAUCCAAAUAAUCCUAUAAUUACUUUACCAGAUGGUACAACGGCCCAAGUUCAAGGUUUAGCAACGAUACCACAAGGAGAUGGAACCACUGUCCAUACGCUAAAUGAAGUAGGUGGCGGAACUGAAGUUGUCGAUUUAAAUACAGUGACUGAAGCGACACUGAACCAAGAUGGACAAUUAAUAUUGACCAGUGAAGAUGGUCAUGGUUAUCCGAUAUCAGUGAGCGGUGUCAUAACAGUACCUGUGUCCGCAUCAAUGUACCAAACAAUGGUUGCCAACAUUCAACAGAUUCACACAAACAGUGAUGGUACUGUGUGUGUCACACCAAUGGUCCAAGUCCCAAAGGUUGAACCAUCUAGUGGUGAGGCAAUGGAGACACUAACCGUGACUCCUGGUUUAACACAUCAAAUGAUGAUACAAGGGAACGGAUCCGAGCCACAAGUCUUACAAGUAUUAUCGUUAAAAGAUGCAACAGUUUUAACAAAAGCAAUGGCCGCCAUUGGUGAUGUUAAAUCCGAAGAGACAAUUAUUAGUGAUCAAUAAUUCCAAUAAGAAUUUUUGAGGUUAUGUUAUUAAUGUUUCACAGCAAAUCUAAAAAAAAAAAAAAAAAAAACAAAUUCUAGUCAACGUGAUCAGUCUAUGAGACACGUCGGUGGAUCACCUUUUUAUAAGUCUAUAGUUUUAUAUUUUUGUACAAAUGUGUGGAACCUUCAGAUAUUAAUUUAUUGUGAAACA
This is a messenger RNA of Chrysoperla carnea, 1933 nucleotides long. RefSeq names its product DNA-binding protein Ewg-like. Gene Ontology annotation, cellular component: nucleus. The transcript is spliced from 10 exons. Gene Ontology annotation, molecular function: DNA-binding transcription factor activity, RNA polymerase II-specific; RNA polymerase II cis-regulatory region sequence-specific DNA binding. The record is from RefSeq and is a predicted model, not a curated record. The coding region runs from base 176 to 1741 and encodes 521 amino acids. Gene Ontology annotation, biological process: regulation of transcription by RNA polymerase II. NCBI's taxonomy places the organism in Eukaryota, Metazoa, Arthropoda, Insecta, Neuroptera, Chrysopidae.